GAAAUCGGAAGCAGACCGCUGGGUGAUGAGUUAAACGUGUGCGUGCAGUACAGAGGGAUGUUUCAUAAGUAGAAUGAAUUUUAAUGUUGCAAUUUAAUUAAAAGGACUAGCUAACUUACACUAUGUCCCUAGAAGACGGUAAAAAAUUGGAACUGCUGCAGAUAAUUUACAAUUAUCUUAGCAAAAACGGUUAUCACAAAGCAGCUAAGAAGCUUAAACUGCCCAGCAGCCAGCCCCUCCCAUUUGAGCACGUGGUAUCUCUGCAGGACAUCUACUCGUUCUGGGCAAAAGCUCCUGAAAAUGUUAAAAAAAGAAAGUCAAAGGAAGGUGAUCAUUCACCAAGCAAGAAAGCUCAUGUGUGUGAUCCCAGAAGCAGCUCUGAGACCUUGGAGGAUGAGGAACAGGAGAAGGACACUGCACAUACUAAGAAGACCUCAAAGGAAGGUGCCAGGGUUUUUGGGAAAACCACACCCACUCAAGAUUUGGGGAAGAAAUUGAAACAGAGCAGUAAGGCAUCAGAUGCAGACUCCUCUUCGGAAGAUGAUCUAUCUGAAAAGGUAAAAGUUUCAGCUUCAGAUGCCAAACCUGUUUCAUUAAAAUCAUCUCCAGCCUCCACCUCCAAAACUACUUUGAAAAAAUCUACCCCACCAAAGGUUUCCACCGUAGCCUCCAGCAAGUCUGGUUUAUUUGCUAAAACCUCCAACGUUCCUGUAAAAAAGCCUACUGAGUGCAGUAAGAAGGCGGAAAGCUCCGAGAGUGAUAGCAGCGAUUCAGAAAGUGAAGAGGAAGCACAAGCAGUUAAAGGGGCUGGAUCCACAGGAACCAAAAUAAAGCCUAUUGGCAUGUUAAAAGGCAGUAGUGUGACAGAAUCCUUUGAGUCACCAGUCAGAACAACGCCUGGCCUGAGUAAAGUCUCUUCUUCUGCAAAACAGAUAAAUCUUAUAACAAAAAAGAAAGGAGAGACUCAGAGAAGUGAAUCUUUGGAGAGUGAAGAUGAGCGGCUAGCAUGGAACAUUUCGUCUAUACCAAAGCUCGAUUUACAGUCAAGAACACCAAAUAAAGAAGUCAACAGCAAUUUGGUGGCAAAAAGUCUUUCUUUCCUGCCCACCCCAAAACAAGCUACGCAAACUCAAACAGCACUGAAGAGUACAGAGAAAAAGAAGAAAAGCUCCAAAACAGAUGCCAGCAAUUCUUCAAAAAGUGAUGACAACUCGCCAGUAAAAAAAUGUUUGUCUGUGUCAAAGGGAGAAACCCUUGUGGAGUCUUCGCCUAAACAAGUCUGUAUUAAAAAGACCCAAUUGGUUUCAGGCAAAUCUGCGAAACCAAGUCCUGUGCAGGCAAGUGAUGAAGGUAGCUCUGAUAGUGAUAGCAGUAGCUCUUCACAAAGUUCCCAAAAAUUUUUAGGUAAUUCAAAAGCCAGUUCUUAUCCUGAAAUUAAUACUAAACAGAGCUCUGCUAAGAAAGCAACAUUUGACACACCUACUAAACAAAGCCCCAGUCUGACAAAAACGCCCCUAAAAACUGCUGUGGUGAAAAAUGGAGACAGUUCAGAUAGUGACAGUAAUGAUGAAUCCAGUAGUGAAAUUGAGACGCCAUUACAAUUAUUAAAUAAACCGUCAAACAGCAAAAUAAAAGGAAAAAAUGCUGCUUCUUUAGCCUCAAAAACAUGUACUCCAAAUCUAUCCCAGACGUCUGAGAAGACGGCAGGCAGAGGCAGGAAGAAAGAGCAAGAAGAGGAAAAAGGCUCGGACAGUGACAGCAGCAACUCCUCGGACAGUAUUACAAAGCUGUCCCUGCAGACGUUAAUUACUCCUUCAAAAGCCAGGUUCGAGUCUAAAACAGCAGCAUACACUAAAACAACCCAUGAUGCAACUCUUAACAACUUUAAAAAAGCAAUGCCGAAUCAGGCCAAGAAUCCUGUGAAAGUGCCUAUGGCCAAAGAAAAGCCUGAUAGAUCCGAUAGCAAGACCAGUGAGUCAGACGAGAGCAGCAUUGAUGAAUCUGCAGCCCGAAAUGUUUUUAUACCAGCGUUAAACGUCAGCCCCUCAACCCCUGCUUCUGAGGUAAAACAGAGCCGCUCAGGAAGUGUUUCUAAAUUGACAGCCUCUGAAUCAAACAGUGACAGUGAUGACCCAAGCAAGGAAGAUGAAAACUCCCAGAUGUUACUUCAGUCAGAAGUAAAAUCUGCCACUCAGGUUUUGAAAAUUCAUUCAAAAACUUUAAAGAGUGUCCAACCUUCCCCAAGAAGCGAUUCAAAGGUAACACAAGCAAAGACGCUGAAUGCAAACCAGGCCAGAGCUGUUACGAAGAUUACAUCUAAAAACAAGACUGUUGCAAAAUCUGCUGGUACAAAGAAUGUGGACUUGUUUACCACUGCAGAAUGUGAAAGGAAUUCUGGGAGUGAUGACUUUCAAGAACUGUACAGUGAGUCUCCACAGGUUCUGCAGGAAAAGCGAGAAUUGGUUGCAAGAAUCCUGAAGCAGCAUAAGAUGGAAAUUAAGGCUCUGCAUUCAAAGGAUAAAAAAACAAAAGCCAGUGUUGCCCACACAGCAAUCAAAAAUAAACUGUCUGCCAAGCCUGCAAGGCCACUGGAGAAGAAUGGCAACGGCUCUGUAAGCGACAGCAUCAUCACUGACAUCAAAAAAGUUGCAACACCAAAAAGGACAUACUCAGAUAGUGACUCAUCGGAAGACAACGUUUUCCCAUCAACUCCACUUCCCGUGACACAGAAGUCGCACAUAAAGGUAACCAAAAAGAAACUGCCUUCAAAAAAAGGGAACAACCUUGUUAAAAUAAAUGACAGCGGAGCUAAAAAGGAUCUUUCUGUCCAGGAAAGAGCCUCUUUUGUGAAGAGCCAGCUAUCAACUGACAAUGACUCUGAGCAUGUUGAAACCAAAAAGAACAAAAAAGAAGCAUCUCAGUUUAGGCCAUCAAAAGAGUCCUCACUGGAGGAAGUAAGGGAGAGGAAAAGAAAGGCACCUGCUUCAUCCAAUGAAAAAAAAUCUUCAGGGAAAAAAGACAAGAAAGGCAAAGAUAAGACUGAUAAGACUUCAAAGCUGGUCAAGAAGUUAAAGCCCAGUCCUGCUGCAGAAAAGGAAAGAGUGGUACUAUCCAGAGAGAGUGACUUAUCUGACGAGAGUGAUUUUGAGUCAACCCCUACCACCAUCACACAGAAAUCAAGCACGAAGAAAUCAGAAAAGAAACUACUGAUAAAGAAACGAGGAGAUGUUGAUAAUGCAAAUGGAAACAGGACUAAAAAAUGUAUAUCUGUACAGGAGUUAUUGUCUUUAGGUAACCACCAACUGUCAUAUUCUAAUAGUGAUUCAGAUGAUGCAGAAGAUACUACUGCCAUCAAAGCACUCUUGGGUAAGAAGGCAGCUUCAGUAGCAAAGCCCAUUGAAGAGUCCUCAUUUGAUGAAGGGGAAGAGAGUGCUCCUUCAGGGGUGAAGAAGUCUUCAGGGAAAAAAGAAAAGAAAGAUAAAGAGGAGACAGAGAAGAAGCCAAAGCUGGCUAAGACACUACAGCUGAUGAAUGAUGAUACAUCUUCCAUAACGCAUUCAUCAAAAAAGUCAAGUCCUGCUCCAGAAAAGGAAGAAAGUGUCCUGUCUAAAAAAAAAAUUAAGAAGAAAAAAAAGAUAAAGGCAACACCUUACCCUUCUGCUCCGAGAGUGGUACAUGACUCGCCUGCUUUAGUAGGUGCUAGUCCUGUACUUAGCCUGGGAAAACAUAAAAAGAAAAAGAAAUCCUCAAAGAGCAAAUUGGAGGACUCCAUUUAAUUUCACUUGCAGGUACAAUUGUGAUAUGUGAUUGCAACUUUGGCUGUGACAGAAGCCUCAAACAUUAUCACUCUAUUUUGUAAUGUUUUAUUUUAUUUUAUAUGUGGUAAUACUUUUCACAGGUGAAGAUUUAAAACAUGUUAAAAUGUAUCUGUUUCAUUUUAAUAUCUUGAUACUUUUGUUAAUAUUUACCAAAUGUUAUGUACAUUUGUUACAUUAGACAUUAUUAUGAAAUGUCAAAAUCUGUAGAUUUGUGCUAAAAAGUGCCUUCGUAUCAAUUUUACAUCAUGUAUGUAACAUCAUGAGUUUGUCAAAAGAUUAUAGUCAAGAUGUAUUUAACAAAGUUGUCAUUGUCUAUUUUUAUAAAUAUGUUAAUAAAUAUGGUACUUUGGUUAAUACAUUUUGAUCUGUGGUGGCCUUGUGCCCCUUGCCUUAUAUGCUUUGCUCAGGAAUCCAGACUAGAAAGAAGCAGGCAUAGAAAGUGGACAGACGUUACAAAGGGCCACAUCAGAGAGCUUUGGCCGCAGUUUGUUUUGUCUUCUGGGUGGACUUGGCAUGUUCCUCUGUUUGUGUGUAUGAAUUGGCUGCAAGUACAGUACUCGGAUUGUUUUCUUCCAUGACUGUAAGGCAUAUUGCCAGGUCAUUAUUUUAUUUUAUUUUUAUUUUUUAUGACUUGGUGUGAGUGGGUGGAUAGAUGGAAGAAGUUACUGAAUUGACAUUUGGAGUUGCUAAUGUAAGGUGUAUAUUUGAGACUUCCACAUCUCAAUAUUUAAAGCAUGUAUUGUAUGUAGCUAGGGCAGGGGUCUCCAACCUGUUUUCCCCUGAGAGCGAGCUACUUUUACAAAAUAAAAAUGGCUGAUAGCUACUCCUGCCUUCUAACGUUUAUUCUCAUAGCUUAUUUCAACCCAAACAAACUGAAUACGCUUGAUUUGCCUGAACAUUUACAAAAUGUUGGUGUCCACAACUCACAUUUUGCAUUAAAACGUCACAAAAAGUAUAUAGUUCCCCUGCAAGUGCAUUUUGUAUGUCUGUAUGCAUUUUCUAGUGUAUCUCACACUAUUGAAUUAAAACAUGAGUGCUGUCAAAACCAAACAACGCAAUUCCAAAUACACAGAUACGACUUAGUCAUCUGUCAUUUUGUUUUAUGUUACUGUCUCACUUUAUUCACAUGUUCAGUUGCACGUGUGAUGUGUUUUUGAGUUAGUCAGGUGACUGGCACUGUAUGGAGUCAACAAGAGAGGCAGGUGGAUGGUGGAGUGGAGCCACUGAGGUUCACUCUUAUCGAGUCAUUUCAAUAUUCGUCUAUCAGUUUUGUUCUGAACUUUGAUUUCAUGACAUUAAUGUCAGGCUCACAGAGGUAUGGAGACCCAAACAAAGCAGACAUUUUCAGAGCUGCUUAGUGAAGAUUCGUAUAGUUUUCUGGCUCUGCUAAGCUCCAGAAAUACUGAGAAUGCUGUUGAAACUUUAACUGCACAUUAUUUUGAAGGUUUACUAAUAUAUAAUACAUAAAAUCCAAUGUCUCUCUGUCUGUAUGUCUGUCCACUUUUCAUAAUAGAACUACUUAAUGAAUUCAGAUCGGGUUAUUUUCUAUAAUUUGUUUGAACAUUCCGGCUGAUUUUACGACUUCUCUCAUUUCGCUAUGUAUCGUACAUAGUUCGCUUGCAGUACCAAUUUAGUUGCGCGAAUUCGAGAUCCACACAGCGGGCUGAGGGGAGAGGCCUUCCUCACUCACUCGCCAGCUUCGGGGCAUAUUCCUUAACUCCACUUAGCUAGCGAACAAGAGAACCAUUGAAUUCAACUUUGUUUGAUAUAUAAAAUAAAGUAUUACUUAGAUCUUGAUGAGAUUGAGUUCAGAUAUUCUCCUAAGUGUAUACCACAUUGAAAAGAUAGAUUGCAAUUCAGAUUGUGGAUCGUGAUUUUGUGUUAAAAGGAUCAUGAUAUGAUUUUUUUGGAAAGAUCGCCCACCCCUAAUUUGACUAAUCAAGUUUUCAAAUUUAUGUAGGAUUCAUUAACCCUUUGGCGAGCUACUUGGAAAGGGGUUGUGAGCUAACGGGGUAGCUCUCGAGCGAUGUGUUGAAGACCCCUGAUAAGAUUAGAUGUUGCCCUAGCUACAUAUUGCUUUAAAUAUAUAUCAUCCUCUACAUCUUCUACCCCUGUUUCAUUCCUAGCCUGAUUCUUACCCCUCUCAAUGGAACUGUUUGAAUGAGAUGAUCGUGUUCUGUAUUAUCUUAUUAGUGUGUCCUGCUUUUCAGCAGUGUGUGAUGGUUUGUUUGUUUUUUCUUAAUCUCCCAAGAUCUGGCUUUUAGCAUAACUGCUGAGUGUUCAGUGCAUAUUCAGCUUUGUAAAAUUAUCAGUUGUGUAUGUCCAGAUCCUCACUGUACAAGAGGUUCAUGCUUUCUACAUUUGAUAUGUGGCAAGUAAACUCAGGGCUUUAGAACUUUGUGCAUAUGCUAAAGGCUAUACAUCAGCCUUUUUUUAAAAUGAUUCCAUUCAACAUGUUAUCUCUUAUCCUACUGUGCCUUUGUGUCUUUACUACUAUUUUUCACUUGGAAAAUUACACAAAAUUGUUGAAACAAUUAUUGUGGGGGUCAUAUUUUUGCAUCACCAAUUUGAUAUUAGAUACUAGUUCCUUCAAUAUAAUAAUAGAUCAUGUUAGAACAGUGCCAUAAUUCCCUCCAAGUCUCUCAUCUGUGUUCUUGAAUCUGGCAUUUUAUAGUUUCUCAUUAUGCCAAGAUGCUGAUACUCAACUCUUUCCACUGGCUUCCAACUGCAGAAGGCGCUGGAUUAAAAUCUUUGAUGUUGGCUAACACUGAAUUAAAAUCUCCAGUGUUGGUAUACUGAGCAGUAAGGAGAUCUGACUUGGUGUACCUCAAGACUACUUACGUCUGCACUGGUUGGCUGAGGAUGGCGCUGUUGAGGCCGAGAAAAUGCACCGCAUAUGAGCAACUUCUUAGCCCUAGCCAACCAAGGUGACAGAACAUCAGAAUUGUGAAUUCCAUCUCCGGUUUUCAAAAGGGACUGACGCUUCCACCUCUUCAGACUCAGCCUCCGGAACCUUACACCCUGAUUACUUGACUCUGUGCCUUAACCUUUUGUCAGACUUUAUAUAAUGCACUAGCCAUCAUCUUUGAACAUGUGAAUUUUUUGUGUUGUUUUAGCUGUGAUUUAUAUUUAAUUUGUCAUGUAAAUGCUCACUUGCGCUUACAGAUUAAUUUUGAUAAAAUACAUGAUUUAGUGCU
Erpetoichthys calabaricus (reedfish) is the source of this 7015-nucleotide messenger RNA. RefSeq names its product nucleolar and coiled-body phosphoprotein 1-like. Gene Ontology annotation, molecular function: protein binding. Bases 123 to 3776 code for a protein of 1217 amino acids. Lineage: Eukaryota; Metazoa; Chordata; Cladistia; Polypteriformes; Polypteridae. The record is from RefSeq and is a predicted model, not a curated record. The transcript has 21 exons.